AUGCCAGAUAGUAUUGUGAUCGUUUACUGGGAAGGCAAUAAAAUUGAAAUUGGGAGAAGCGAUCGCGCAUGUCCGCAAGAGACGAUUCCUUGGAAGACAGGUACCAUCGAUGAAGAAAAUAGUGAUGAGCUGAAAGAAAUAUUUAAUCAUUAUUUUCAGAUGUACGGCCCCUUGGAAAAUCAAGAAGUACAUGUUUUAAUACUGGAAGAUGUCUUUACUUCUAUAAUUGAAAAGAGAAUUAUCUGUGGGAUUCUGUUAUUAGAAUUAAAGUGUGCUUGCGUGUCGUUUAUUCCCAGAGUCAUCAUGCACUGUAUAUCCUGCAAUGCAACGAAUGCGUUAGUUAUAGAUGUAAGUGCUGCUCAUACUACGUGUGUACCCAUUUUUGACCUCAGACCUCUGCAAAAAUACAUAAGGUACUCAAAAAGGGGUAAAAGUCAGCUUGUACUAGAUGAUUAUCCCUCGGGCUGUCCCUACACGCCGAUAUUCUUUGACGAGGACUACAACUCUAAAAUUCAAGAUGACGAUGAAAUUCCAGUAAUAAAUCUUGCGAAAUGUAUUAUAAACUCACUUCCUAUUGACUUGAGGAAACCUCUCAGAGAAAAUAUCAUUCUAGUAAACGUUGAAGAAGAAUAUGAAGCAACAAUAAGAGACUUAUUCAAGCAGAAAAUGGACAUGUCUAAAAUCCAAUUAUCUAAAAAUUGCUGGCGGGGCGGUUCUAUAUACGCGAAAACGCUUUUGCAUGCUGAGGGAGUAAACGUUGUGGGAGUUAAAAGAGAAGAAUUUUAUAAUGAUCCCAACAUUGCUCCUGAUUGGUUUGAUUUCUACUUUAGAUCCGGCGCAAAAUGCACAAAAUAG
Molecule: messenger RNA, 855 nt
Organism: Saccharomyces kudriavzevii IFO 1802
Lineage: Eukaryota; Fungi; Ascomycota; Saccharomycetes; Saccharomycetales; Saccharomycetaceae
Gene: ARP10
Product: Arp10p
Exons: 1
Coding region: 1-855 (284 amino acids)
Source: RefSeq, a predicted model, not a curated record